GAUUUCUCCAGAACCACCAGAUACGAAAGCUCUCUCUGCCUCUCUCUGCUAGCUUCCCUUCGUGGCUUCAUCCUCCGCCUCCCUCUUUUCCGGUGGCCCCGUGGCCUUGUCCCUUCCUGCUGCUGUUGCCUUCGCGCUCUCCUCCUAUGCGCUGACUGCUGGCUUGCGACGACGAGGCAAGUGGCAAGCGGCAUCGGCGGCGAGCGGGCAGAGGCUCGCGGGCACGGCUUCGGCGGCGCGCGGGCGGAGGCUAGCGGGCGCGGCGACGGCGGCACGCGAGCGGAGGCCGGCGGGAGCUGCGGUGCCGGCGCGGGGUCGGUGCGCGCUGCGGCGUCGACAGGCGCAGACGGCGGCCGGGGGCUUGACCUCCAUCGAGUGGGCGGGCGGCGGACGGCACGAGCACGAAAUCGGCCCGUGGGCUCGUGCUUGGCCGUCGAUCCAGCCCGUGGGCUGACCCGGCAGGGCACGGUGAAUGCCGGACCAGGGCGGGCCCGGGCUCGGGCCGGGCCGGGUGGCCCAAACGGACAUCUAUAAUCCGGACCGGCCGUGACCACAGCCGUCAACGUCAUGGUACGCCACUGUAUGCAGAUACAGAUAGUUAUAUGUGCUGUUGUCUUUCUAAAAAGAAAAAAAAAGAGAAAGGUACUAUUGUGCUGUACAGUUAUACUACACGACAGGCACACCCACACCCGUGAGGAACAAAUGGAAUGGACCAAGAAAAUGACUCUAGGCACAGUAGCUAGCUGAGUUGGAGAUAGCUGCUGGCGAGGGAAGCAGCUAAGCUAUGCAGAUUUUUGCGCUAAGAAAAGCUAGCCGCUAAUGGCUCUAUUUAACUGGCAAUAGCCGCUAAAUUGCCCAGCAUUUAGUGCAGCUAAAUCGUUACUCGCGGCCUGCCAAGCCCAACAAGGAGCCGGCCCAACUGGAGCAAAGACAAGUGCUGCAAACCCUAGCUCGUAAGCACUCCAAACGCUUCGCUCCCAGCUGCAACUGGCAAGAAGAGGAGAGGCGACCGGCGGCGGUGGCGGCUACUGCAUCGAGCGGAUCGACCAUGGCCGGCGGCUGAUCCCUUCGGCGGUGGCUCGUGGAGGCGACCGGCGGCGGCAACGGCAUCGAGCAAAUCGGCCGUGGCGGCGACUGAGCCCUUCGGUGGCGGCUCGUGGAGGUGAUCGGCGCCGGCAGCUGCUUUGAGCGGGCGGCGGCGGUGGCAGCGGUGCGAGUCCGACGGUCCAUCAGCGCUGGUGUUCCUCAACUAGCAAUAUGGCCCAGUGCAGCCUAAAGCUCCAUCAUUUGACUCAGAAGAUUGUGACGAUAGUAUUUUAGUAGUGCAAACUUGUUCUAAUUCUGCUUCUAAUUUUUUCUUUUUUGCAAAAUCAGCUAAACGGCUUAGCUGCAGCUAUCUCCGGCUAUAGCUGGCCGGUGUCUUAUCCAAAACUUGUAGCACAAUUACUGGUUUCAUGUGAUGCCUGUGGCUUGCUCAAGUUGGCUCAGAUGCACACACGCACGGAGCAUUGCCUUUAUUGCUUUGCUUUGGUUGGUUGUCCAGCCUAAUGAUUGUGGAAAAUAAACGAACAGUCUCUCUCCAUGGUUCCUUCUGUUGAUCUGUUCUGUUCUGCAAAUCUCGCUUCCAAAACCAAAGGCAGGCAAGGCAAGGGCUGAAAGGGCAUUGGCCCAUGGCAUGCCGAGCGCCCGAGCCCCUCUGCCUGCCUGCCUGUGCUGGAUAGCGGCGCUGAAACUGGAUUUUGGGGGGCCGCGAGCUGGCUCGUCGUCAUCGGAGGAGCCGAGGAGGGCACCAUCGUCGGCACGCCCUAACCAAUUGGCAGAUGAAGCUAUGCGUGCGUGGACUACCGCGAUCAGCUAGUUCCUCCUGCCAUCCAUUCCCCUUUAAUUUGUUGUUGCUUGGUGGUUGUUUUUUCGUGACCUGGGAAUGAAUUACUCCGGUUGCUUCACCUAGAUCGAUCGAUUCGCAUCGUCGGCGCGUGCGUGCGUGCGUUCUCACGUGCCGGGCUUCUGGAAGCUAGCUGAUAACGGUUCUCGACGCCUGUAGCUGUAGCUAGCAGGGAGGGUGAAACGUCGGGGUCGAUCGUUAAGAAAGUUACCUGUCACCACACACCCUGACCCGAAGCGGACGCAAUUAGUUGGUACAGAGAGCGAGCAAAGUUAAUUGUAUUGUGUAUAGACAUGUUAGAAAACAGAAAAGAUCACGAUGCUGACCAUGGACGACGCCCUAUUUGAGCUUAUAUAAAUAAAUAUAUACAUGCUAUCGCGGCCGGGGUUCGAUGAUGCCUCCCAGUCUGAAGAACUAUUCCACCGCCGUGUGUGUUGUUGUCUACGUACGUACGUGUACCCUUGCAUAGUGACAGACGACACGUACGACGGAGUCGUUCAGCAAUCUUCUUGCUGCGGGUUAAUUUGUAACAACGUUGUCCAUAUCAUCGUGACGCCGCGCAAAUUGGGUGCUGAAUUAUUUCUGUCCAUUUUUCUCGACCGGAGUUGUGUCCCUGUGUGUGUGCCGAGGUGAUUGGAGAGGAGGCGUUCCAACCCGCGUCAUGACGAUUAUUCUAAUUCCCGGCCCUUUUCCCCCUCCACACAAGCCAUUUUCACUCUACCUAUCCCAAAGAUAUAUAGUACACACAUCGUAUAUAUAAGAAAAAACGAAGUCGAUCGCGCUUCGCCUUCUCUUGGGCGUACUCAAACGUGGCGGCGGACGGCACAGAUGUACGGCGUCAGCAGGCCGGUGGUACCGGUGCACCUCGCUCUGGCUUCUUCCGAUCCCUGCUGGCUACUUUUUUUUUAAAUUAUAUAUAAGUACAUAUAUACAUGGAAACCUGUCAGGAGCUUCGGCAUACGGCGACGCAUGCACCGGUAGGUACUGCAGGUAGGGGCAGGUAGAAGCCAUGGAAGCUGGUGCUGCGGGUCUGCUGCUUGCUGCGCUGAUGGUGGUGGUCGGCUGGCCGGCGGCGGCGGCGUCGCUGGACACGUCGCCGGUGCCGUUCCAAGCCGGGUACAUGCCGCUGUUCGGCGGCGACAACCUUGUCCGGUCGCCCGGCGGCCGCUCCGUCCGCCUGAAACUCGAUCGCCGCACCGGCUCCGGGUUCGUAUCCAAGUCGGCGUACCACCAUGGAUACUUCAGCGCCUCCAUCAAGCUGCCCGACGACCACACCGCCGGCGUCGUCGUCGCCUUCUACCUGUCGAACGCCGACGUGUACCCCCGCAACCACGACGAGGUGGACUUCGAGCUGCUGGGCAACCGGCGGGGCCACGAGUGGCGCGUCCAGACCAACGUCUACGGCAACGGCAGCACCUCCCGCGGCCGCGAGGAGCGCUACCUCCUCCCCUUCGACCCCACCCUCCGCCCGCACGCCUACGCCGUCGCCUGGACCCCCACCGCCGUCGUCUUCUACGUCGACGGGGCGCCCAUCCGCGAGGUGGUCCGCGCGCCGGCCAUGGGCGGUGACUUCCCCUCCAAGCCCAUGUCCGUCUACGCCACCAUCUGGGACGGCUCCGCCUGGGCCACCGAGGGUGGACGCUACAAGGUCGACUACGCCCACGCGCCCUUCGCCGCCGACUUCUCGCGGCUCGUCCUCGCCGGCUGUCCCCCCGCCGGCGGCGGCGCGAGGUGCGCGGUGGCGGUGAUGACGGCGGAGUUCGCGGUGAUGACCCCCGCCAAACGCGCCGCCAUGCGCCGGUUCCGGCGGCGGCACCUCCUCUACACCGUGUGCCACGACCGGUACCGGUACAACGGCACCGUCUUCCCCGAGUGCGACGACGCCGAGCGCGACGACUUUCACAAGUGGGGCGAGUCCAAGCGCGUGUCGCCGGGCCGCCGCGGGUACAGGCGGCAGCAGCAGCCGCGCGCGGACAAGGCCGCCGCCGGCGGCCGGCCCAGCACGUGGCCGACGAUCGGAACCCUACGUGCAGACUAGCUAGUAAUUUUAAGUGACGGUCGAUGUGUGUGGUGCGUGCCAUUAGGAGAUUGCUGAUGAAUUAGUUAUAUAGCACUGUAUGUGUGCAGGUGUUUCUUACUCUGCAUUUUCAAGGUGCAGAAACAUACAGUCGGUACAUACUGUCAUGCAGUCUUGCACUAGAUAGCAUAUAUAUGGUUCCAUUUCCAUAUGCACGGUGCUCAUUUUUCA
Panicum virgatum (switchgrass) is the source of this 4133-nucleotide messenger RNA. RefSeq names its product probable xyloglucan endotransglucosylase/hydrolase protein 27. The transcript has 5 exons. Bases 2895 to 3923 code for a protein of 342 amino acids. Lineage: Eukaryota; Viridiplantae; Streptophyta; Magnoliopsida; Poales; Poaceae. Gene Ontology annotation, biological process: xyloglucan metabolic process; cell wall biogenesis. Gene Ontology annotation, cellular component: cell wall; apoplast. The record is from RefSeq and is a predicted model, not a curated record. Gene Ontology annotation, molecular function: hydrolase activity, hydrolyzing O-glycosyl compounds; xyloglucan:xyloglucosyl transferase activity.